Molecule: messenger RNA, 1054 nt
Organism: Meriones unguiculatus (Mongolian gerbil)
Lineage: Eukaryota; Metazoa; Chordata; Mammalia; Rodentia; Muridae
Gene: Cd99
Product: CD99 molecule (Xg blood group)
Exons: 8
Coding region: 90-692 (200 amino acids)
Biological process (GO): T cell extravasation; homotypic cell-cell adhesion; positive regulation of neutrophil extravasation
Source: RefSeq, a predicted model, not a curated record
CGUGUUCCCUGCGUGGGCUUGGCCUUUAUGUCCCUCCGUUACUGCAGGACCUGUCCCCUUCCAUCCUGCUAUAUUUACUUUUAUUGUUAAUGAUAUUUUUGGCGGGUUCUCGGAGCUGGGCGUGGCCUCAGCUCCCCCUCCUUCAGUGGGCGUGGUCUCAGUCCCCCCUACUUUCCUCCCGACCGCACCCUUCCCUCCUUCCAUCUACGGACUCGGCCAUGGCGUGCGCAGCCCCACUGCUCCCGCUGCUCCUGUGGUUGCUGCUGGGAGACCCCGCGGGGGGCCAGGGUGGCGACUUCGACCUGUCAGAUGCACUAGACGGGCCGAAGAAACCGACCCCAGGGACAACCAAAGCGGCACCCAAGAAACCAGCAGGUGACCUAGACCUGAAGGAUGCAAUGGGAGAUGGGGCGCGGCAGCGUUUGACGUCAUCAUCCUCGGCGCUCUACCCCUCUCAAGGUGGAAUUUCUGACACGGACCUGGAAGACGUGGUGGGGAAAGGAGGUCGAGGAGCAGGAGGGGGCGGGGCCAGACGCGAGGACCCGGAAGCAGGAGGAGGCCCUGCCCAGGAGGCCGUGAUCCCUGGGGUCGUGGCGGCCGUCUUGGCGGCAGUAGCAGGCGCUGUAUCGAGCUUCGUGGCCUAUCAGCGGCGGAAGCUAUGCUUCCGGGAGCGUGACUCCGCUGUGGUCUAGGGAAGGAACCCCUAGAGAACCCCAGGGGCUCCGGCUCCACCCAGCCCUAUGACGUCACCGGGAACUUUUUCCAAUGACGUCACAGCGACCAUCUUGGAGGAUGUCAUGAAGCCGCAACCCAGCUUUCCCUCCUGCGUGGUCAGGAGGGGGUGUGAGGGGCAUUGGUGACGUCACAGGAGGCUCCCGACCCAUGCCUCCCAGCCAUUGCAGUGACAUCCACACAGUGCCAAAGCCCGACUCCGCCUUCUGUUCUGAGGAGAGAAAAAGAGGAGUCCUGGUGCCUUAUGGGAUAUGGGUGGGUGGGCGUGUGGGUGGGACUGGGAACACAGAAGUGAAAUAAACGUGACUUCCAUAAACUGGAA